Molecule: messenger RNA, 1413 nt
Organism: Saccharomyces eubayanus
Lineage: Eukaryota; Fungi; Ascomycota; Saccharomycetes; Saccharomycetales; Saccharomycetaceae
Gene: BFR1
Product: Bfr1p
Exons: 1
Coding region: 1-1413 (470 amino acids)
Biological process (GO): intracellular mRNA localization
Cellular component (GO): endoplasmic reticulum; nuclear outer membrane-endoplasmic reticulum membrane network; ribonucleoprotein complex
Molecular function (GO): mRNA binding
Source: RefSeq, a predicted model, not a curated record
AUGUCCUCCCAACAACAUAAGUUCAAGCGUCCAGACGUCUCUAUCAGGGACAAGAAACUGGACACUCUUAACGUUCAAUUGAAGAAAAUCGACACCGAAAUCAAUUUGAUCAGAAAGCAAGUUGAUCAACACCAGGUCAACGAUGGCACUCAACAAGAACGUAAGAAGUUGCAAGACAAGAGUAGAGAAAUUAUCAAGACUCAAGCUGAAUUGAAGAACCGUAGAAGCAACAUUCAUGAUUCUAUUAAGCAAUUGGAUGCUCAAAUCAAGAGAAAGAACAACCAAAUCGAGGAAAAGUUGGGCAAAAAGGCUAAGAUCUCCUCCACCGCAGAAGCCAAGCAAAGAAUUAAUGAAAUCGAAGAUUCCAUUGCCUCCGGUGAUCUUUCUUUGGUGCAGGAAAAACUACUAGUCAAAGAAAUGCAAUCUUUAAACAAAUUGAUCAAGGACUUGGUUAACAUCGACCCUAUUAGAAAGUCCGUCGACGCUGACAAGGCCAAGAUCAAUCAGUUGAAGGAAGAAUUGAACGGAUUGAACCCAAAGGAAGUCUCUAGCCAAUUCGAGGAAAACCAAGAGAAAUUGAAUGACAUUCAUUCAAAGACUCAAGGUGUUUACGAUAAAAGACAAAACUUGUUCAACAAGCGUACUGCCUUGUAUAAGAAACGUGACGAAUUGUACACUCAAAUUAGACAAAUCAGAGCUGACUUCGACAACGAAUUCAAAUCUUUCAGAGCUAAAUUGGACAAGGAGCGUUUAAAGCGUGAAGAAGAACACAAGCUUUCCAAAUUAUUGGAACAAAAAGAUGUUGACAUGGGCAAAUUGCAAGAAAAAUUGACUCACGCCAAGAUCGCUGCUUUCACCUACGAAAUUGGAGCUAUCGAGAAUUCCUUACUUGUCUUGGACCCAACCUAUGUGAAACCUAAGAAAAAUAUUUUGGCUGACUUGAACGAAACUGUUUUGGAAACCAAGCCUGCCAGAAAAGUUGUUGCUGAUGAUUUAGUCUUGGUCACCCCAAAGAAGGAUGAUUUUGUCAAUGUUGCUCCAUCCAAAUCUAAAAAGCACAAGAAGAAGAACCAACAAAAGAACACCGAAAAUGAACAACCUGCAUCCAUUUUCAACAAACUCGAUGGUAAGUUCACUUUGGAACCAACCUUGAUUGCUACUCUAGCUGAAUUGGAUGUUACUGUCCCAAUUAACAAUGAUGAUGUCAAGAUCACCAUUGAGCAAUUGAAGAAGAAGCAUGAAGAACUGUUGUCCAAGCAAGAAGAGCAAACAAAGCAAAAUAUUGAAUCUGUUGAAAAGGAAAUUGAAAAAUUGAAUUUAGAUUACUCCAACAAAGAACAACAAGUAAAGAAGGAAUUGGAAGAAAAAAGAUUGAAAGAACAGGAAGAAGCUGAAAAGGACAAGGAAAAUUAA